UUACUUUCUGAAAAUAUCGAAAUGCUUAGAUGAAGAAUUAGUAGUAAUGUAAAAGCUAUUGAAAUGACUGGAACGUUCUUGUUUUCUGUUCUCGUAAUUGGAUUUGCCACAUUUUUAGAAGUGGAGACAAAGAUCAAUGCGUACUUUACCAAAGUGGAGUGUAUAAAUCAAUGGCCGGAACUAAUGCCAGAUCUUAGUUGCUACUCAAAUAGCUCUGUCAAUGGUGAGAGUGGUUCAUUUUCUGCAGAGUUCACACUGGCUGAAAAUGUUAAGGAGCUUAGUGGAAUUUAUAUAGUUGGCAUACAACGGGGAAAGCUAAUAACAAAUUAUACAGCAUCAGAAAUGAAUUUCUGUGUGGCUUUGGAGACAGUACAAAAUAAUUAUCUACUUAAAAUGAUCGCCGAUGAGUUGCGUCGAGUGGGAAAUUUUCCUUUGCAAUGUCCAUUUAAAAAGAAACAUCGCUAUUAUUUAAAGGACUAUAGAAUCGAUACAAAGCUAAUUCCAAGCUAUACACCGGAUUUGACUUUUGUAACGGAUUGUGUGAUUGCUACACAGAAACGCACAAUAUUCCGCUUUAAGACAUAUGGAAGAGUUUUUAAAAAAUCGGGAAAAUCGGGAAGAUGAAUAUAAUCAUAAAGCACCAAUAUUUUGGAUAGGGCAGAUAUUUUUAAUGGUUGUGUAUUUAGUUCAAAGCAAGGGGUAUUGAAUAAG
Drosophila willistoni is the source of this 711-nucleotide messenger RNA. RefSeq lists its product as uncharacterized. Bases 64 to 624 code for a protein of 186 amino acids. Lineage: Eukaryota; Metazoa; Arthropoda; Insecta; Diptera; Drosophilidae. The record is from RefSeq and is a predicted model, not a curated record. The transcript is spliced from 3 exons.